AUGUUGCGUAAAACAGCGGAGGGUUUGUGUCUUGCGAUACGUACCUUACCGAAAAUCCACAACACGCUGAGGAAAAAUAUCGCAGACUCAGUGUCUCAACAACACAGAUGGUUUGCGAAAAGUGUAAGUCGAGUUUUGCGUAACAAGUUUCGAUUGACAGGCGAGAGGAAACUGGGCAAAGUAAUAACUCCUGAUCCCUGGAAAGCUGGUGCACGGAACACAGUCAGUGGUGGUGGGAGGAAACUUAAUGAAAAUAAACUACUAACUAGUUCCAAAAAUCGAUUUAGUCCUUACUCUAAUGCGUUCCCAAGAUGCAGAAUAUGUGCUCAAACCGUACAUCAGCCAGGUUCCUAUUACUGUCAACAGUGUGCAUUCAAGAAAGGCAUUUGUUCGAUGUGUGGUGUACGUCUGGUUAAUACAACCCAGUAUAACCAGUCAGCUGCCUAG
This is a messenger RNA of Schistosoma guineensis, 447 nucleotides long. NCBI's taxonomy places the organism in Eukaryota, Metazoa, Platyhelminthes, Trematoda, Strigeidida, Schistosomatidae. The record is from the annotation of a GenBank genome assembly.